This is a messenger RNA of Sardina pilchardus (European sardine), 3998 nucleotides long. It is a transcript of the gene arhgef3, whose product is annotated as Rho guanine nucleotide exchange factor (GEF) 3. The transcript is spliced from 10 exons. Bases 321 to 1874 code for a protein of 517 amino acids. Gene Ontology annotation, molecular function: guanyl-nucleotide exchange factor activity. The record is from RefSeq and is a predicted model, not a curated record. NCBI's taxonomy places the organism in Eukaryota, Metazoa, Chordata, Actinopteri, Clupeiformes, Clupeidae. Gene Ontology annotation, biological process: positive regulation of Rho protein signal transduction; intracellular signal transduction.
UUUCCGAAAAUUCCCAUGAGCAGGCUAUAUGAUGUGGAGUCAGCUGGCGGGUGUUUCUAACCUGUAUGCUUCAACAAGGCACGCGCUCACUGUAGUAGCAUCUGGCGAGCGAAAGUAGCCUUCACACGCCGCACCCACGCACGGGCGUCUGCAGGCUACUCUACGUUUGGGCAAGGAGCGACACAGACGGCAUGCAUUGGCAGGCGUAGGCUAAGCUGGAGGUCCGAAACUCCGCAGAGCUGGCGGGCACAGUGACUGGGAGGUCAGCUUGCGAUUGUCCUCCAACAAUUGCUUCUACCACAGCCACCGACGGAAACGGCAUGGUGGCCACGGAUUACCCGCUUUACUUCGUUCUGAACAGAGCCAACUGCUCUUUAGAAGUGCAAACCUUGAGAAGCAGCCCAGCCAAAGAAGUUGAGGAGCCCAGCAACAAGCGCAUAAAGCCACUCUCACGCGUCACCUCAUUGGCCAGUCUCAUCCCUCCAGUCAAAGCUGCUCCCCUCAAACGCAUUGGACAGACUUUACAGCGCUCCAUCAGUUUCCGCAGUGAGAGUAGGCCGGAGAUUGUGCCCCCCCGACCAUGGAGUCGGCAAGCCCCCCCAGCAGUCACCAAAAGGCGCGACAGCAAGCUGUGGAGCGAAACCUUCGACGUUCGUCUGGAUCAGAUGCUCUCGUCCAGAGAGAUCAAGCGCCAAGAGGCCAUCUUUGAGCUGUCUCAGGGGGAACAAGACCUGAUUGAGGAUCUUAAACUGGCCAAGAAGGCGUACCAUGACCCCAUGCUAAAGCUGUCCAUCAUGACAGAGCAUGAGCUGAACCAGAUCUUUGGUACACUGGACUCUCUCAUUCCUCUCCACGAAGAUCUGCUCAGUCGCUUGAGAGAAGCCCGCAAGCCUGAUGGAUCUACAGAGCAUGUGGGACACAUCCUUGUUGACUGGCUGCCAUGUCUAGACUCCUACAACAGCUACUGCAGUAACCAGGUGGCUGCUAAAGCACUGCUGGACCAUAAGAAACAGGACCACCGUGUGCACGACUUCCUGCAGCGCUGUUUACAAUCUCCCUUUAGCCGCAAACUGGACCUGUGGAACUUUCUGGACAUCCCACGCAGUCGUCUUGUCAAAUAUCCCCUCCUGCUGAAGGAGAUCCUCAAACACACUCCCAAUGACCACCCUGACCGUCAGCACCUGGAGGAGGCAAUGAACAUGAUCCAAAACAUUGUAGCAGAGAUCAAUGUCCAGACAGGGGAGUCAGAGUGCCGCUAUUACAAAGAGCGUCUCUUGUACCUGGAGGACAGUCAGAGAGACCAGCUGAUUGACCGCUCCCGCGUCCUCACCUGCCAUGGUGACCUGAAGAACAACAGAGGAGUUAAACUGCAUGUGUUCCUGUUCCAAGAGGUGUUAGUGAUCACACGUGCCAUCACCCAGAGUGAGCAGCUGUGCUACCAGCUCUACCGACAGCCCAUCCCUGUGCAUGUGCUGGAGUAUGAGGACCUGCAGGAUGGAGAGAUCCGCCUGGGUGGCUCCAUCAGAGGGGCCUUCAGUAAUAACGAUAGGUCAAAGAACUUCUUCCGCUGUGGGGGCCAGCUGCAGUCCCACUGCUUCCAGGCCAGUGAUGCCUUUAACAAGCAGCAGUGGCUCAACUGCAUCCGGCAGGCCAAAAGUGCAGCUUCCAUGGCUGCUGGAGACUCAAAGCCCUUUUCCCAGCUGUCAAGUGCCCCUUUGAGCUCCUCGGAGCCUGCGUCAUCACCCCCCCACCCAGAGCCAAUGGAGGGCCUGGAGCAGAAUGACACUGAGCACUCACAUUGUAGCAUGGACAUCAGCGCGGGCUUGUGCGCCCCCAAAGAACACACGGAGUCGGCAGGGGAUUCUGAAGUGUGAUCAGCAGUUAGCUGACUAUACAGACUGUGAUAGGAUAGGAUGUGAAGGUGGGAGUAAAGCCUCGCCAUUUGCCAUCCUCCUUCAUUCCAAAGUGAUCCAUUGAUAUGUACAUGUUCAUUAUUGCUGCAAAAGAGUCCCUUGUCUUUGGUGCGAUAUAGUCAUGGUUAGGUGGCACUUCUGUUUCUUUCUUGUCUUUGUUUUCAUUCUCAGUUUUGUCAUCCCUGUUUGUAUGAGCUGGUUAUUGCAUAUGUCUGUCUGUCUGUCUGUCUGUCUCUCUGUCUGUCUGUCUCCAUCUCCCAUGUUGUCCCUAUGGUGUUUGUAGGAGAGGGGCGUUAUGGCUGUGGUAGUUGCACAUGUGUCUUUGUAGAGGAAAUGGAAGAUCAUUGUUGUAUUAGGAGCUUGUGACACCAUUGUGUCUUCACUGUCCUUCUAGGAGAAAUAUGAUAUUUUAAUAUUGUUGUAAAAUAGUAUGUGCACAAUGAAAUCAACUAUUGCAGAGCAUAGACUUCAGCUGAAGUCAUAUAGUAUUUUUUGACAAAACAAUGUUAUUUUAAGUCACUGGACCCAACUUGAGGCAGACCAAACAGUAAAGAUGCUUGAAAUUACUAAAAAUACAGUUAAUCAACUGUUAGUGCAGAUAGUUGGCUGAAGGCCAAUUCCUGUUCUCUCUCAGGUGGAUUCUUGCCGUUUCUAUGUUCAGAAAAUAAUCAGUGUGCAAUUUGUCUUUAUUUGUAUCAAGACAUUGGGGACACACCCCAAAACAAUGCCCAAGGUUAAGGAAGGAAGUUGCUUGAUGUACACAUGUUCUUUUUCAUGCGUUUACCAUAGAAUGGUGUAAGGUAUAGGCUAUUAUUCCAGAGCUAAUGUUCCCUCACGGCCUUCAUGGUUAAAUCUUUGGCUCCGGGAAUGUCCGCGGAACAUUCUUUGAACCACGAAUCCUUGGUUCCAGGAAUGUCCACACAACUUUCUUUGAAUCAUGUUUAAAACUCGAGCAGAGAAAAAUCUGCAGCCUAGGCUACUUGAUGGGCAGAUGUGAUUUUAUGGUUUGACAAAAACAAGCAUCAAGACCUCAAGGGAACAUUGUGGAUAGAAAUGCCCAAGAGGUUCCCUGCCAGUUGCACAAAACUAUACCUGUAGGGAACAUGGAACAUCAGUUAAAGGAUAAGAAAUGUAUCCUUAAUAUAACCAUCAGGAAACCUUCUAAAAAAGUUCCCUGACAAUUGCAUAGAACAGGAACAUUCUAGGAGCAUCAGUUAAAGGAUAAGAAAUAUAUCCUUAAUAUAACCAUCAGGGAACGUUCCCAAAAGGUCCCCUAAAAGUUGCACAAAAACAGCUGUAAGGGGAUGUUCUGGAAAUGUUCUCUCAAGGCUACACAACACAAUACCUUUACAGGAUGUUCCCAUUCUUCUAAAGGUUUCUUUUUGUGUGACCUUCAGGGAACUAUCAGUGAAUGUUCCCAGAACAUGGGAUAUCUGUGCCUUGUCUUGAUUCAUGUUGCGAAACUAAUUGCAGUAAGUGAACUAGCCUAAUUAACAUUAGUGAAAUGACUCUUUGAGCAGGUUGUUCAGAGUGUGUGAACAAACUCUCUCUUGUGCCAUUUAGCCCUAAAGGCUGACAUGUUGCCAGUGGAUGUUCUCUCUGUCUAAUGUAGCUUAGAUAAACCAACCACCAACCAACUAAGAUACAUCAUAAAAAAGUGUUUGUGCCAUAAAACUUUGAAUAACUUGUCAGGCCGUAGAGUGUUAAGCUAAAUGUCAUGUAAAAAAAAAAAAAACAUUAACCAAGUGAGACCUGUACAGAUAAUAAAAAUCCCAAAUACAGUAUGCUUUUAAUGUUAUUGUUCUUGGGAUAAAAUAUAUUAAAUUUAUACAUUUCAUUAUUUAUAGCUUUUUGUUAAGUCAGCCUAUCCUGUUUGUUUUCUGGCUUAAUUAGCUGUUGUGCGUGUCAUUGUUACAGAAUGUGCAAGAGUAGGGGUUUGGGGAAUAUUUAUGAUUAGAUGACAUGAAGAGUCGUGCAUUUUCAAGAAGCCAUACAGUAUAUGUUAGAAUGCCAAUGGACAAGUGAAGUGGAAAAAGUUGUGAAAUAUAACAGGGCAAGUACCAAAUAAAUUAUACCAACCAGUAA